This is a messenger RNA of Podarcis lilfordi (Lilford's wall lizard), 15455 nucleotides long. NCBI's taxonomy places the organism in Eukaryota, Metazoa, Chordata, Lepidosauria, Squamata, Lacertidae. The record is from the annotation of a GenBank genome assembly.
CUGGUUCCGGCGGAAGCGGCCGGUUGCGCAUGCGCGUCUCCUUUGCCUCGGGCGACGGGCGGGCGAGGCGGUGAGUGAGGCGGGGGGCCCGGAGCGGGAGGGGCCCAGCAGGCGCGGCGCCUCCCGAGGAGUCCCGGGCAGACUGCCGCUGGGCCUGGAGGCUCCGCGAGGAGCGCCGCCCCGGUGGUGCUGCGGAGGGAGGCUCAGCUGCGGCCCCGGCUCCGGGAGGCAGCCGGAUGAGGCCCCUCGAGCCCGGCCAGAGCCACUCUGCCUGGUCGCCAUCCCCUUUUAUUGAUUUUCAGUUUUAUACACUUCAAUAAUUUUGCAAUCAUUUUAACAUUUCAAAACUCGACUUCCUUCCCCCUCUUGAUUUUCCUUAAAUUUAUUUUUAAUGUUUUCUGCAUAUUCCAAAUUAAUUUACUCAUUUAUUCAUCUACUUUAAAUACAUACUCUCUUAAAACUGCGGGUUAUUACAGUAAUCCUGCCAAUGUUCUUAUCUGUUUAGUUUGUUUGUAAAUAUUUAAUAAAUAUUCAAUAAACCAUUUCUAUUGUUUUAUAAAAAGUUUGUUAUUUUGAUUUAUUUUUCUGGUAAGUUUCUCUAUUUCUGCAUAUUCCAUAAGUUUUUGUAUCCAUUCUUCUUUUGCUGGGACUUUCCAUUUUUGGGCAAGCAACAUUCUUGCCGCUGUAGUCUCAUACAUGGAUAAAUUUCUAUACAGUUUGGGUUUGGGUAGUUCUGUCCCUAUAAUUCCCAAAAGGAAGGCUUCUGGGGGUUUUUUACAAGUUUGUCAUUUUAAACAUCUUUUUCAGUUCAUUAUAUAUUGUAUCCCAGUAAGCUUCAACCUUACUACAAGACAGCACAUAUGAUAAAAAGAACCUGCCUGGUCACCAUCGCUAGCCUUACCACCCUCUGUGAGUUUGCCCAGUCCUCUCCGGAGGCCCUGCGAGUUAAUAGCCACCGCUGCCUCCUGCGGGAGGGAGUUCCGUCACUUAACAAUGUGCUUCCUUGGGUCUGUCCUGAAUCUUCCAAUGCGCACCUCACUUGUCAUCAUUAUUAUAUUUCUUUGUUGCAUUUAGGCACCACCUUUUCUUUCAAGAGCUCAAGCUGAUUCUCCCCCUCCUGGGUCCCCACAACAGCCCUGUGAGGUAAGCUGAGGCAGUGACUCCCCCAAGGUCACCCAGUGAGCUUUAUGGCUAGUUGGGGAAUUCAAACCCUGAUCUCCCAGGCCCUCAUCUGACACUCUUAACACCAAUGUCAUGUGCUAUGAGAGGGAGAAGAGCCUCUAUUCACUUACUCCUAUCUUGUCAUACCUCUUGCUCACCUUUUCUCUUAAUUAAAAAGUCCCAAAAUCGGGGAGGCACACAUACCCUGAAUCAUUUUAUAUUGGGGUAAUUGUAGGAAUAACCAGGAGGGAGAGUGGGCAGCAGCAAAGGUUAAGAUUGUAGAGGAACCUGGGGCCAGGUUUAGGAGUAGAGGCAAGGUGGCUUGUGUGUGUGCCAGAAGACAGUAUUUUGGGAGAUGAGGGGCAGGCAGGGGAUCACAUAUAGACACGGAGUGGGGAAAGGAAUGGCCAGAGGGAAAGAGCUAGGUCAGGGAGCAGGUUGAAGGGUUGGGGAGUGUGCACAGGGAGCUUCCUGGGUUAUUUCUUCAUCUUCUGCUUCCUCUCCCCAUACCUAUGCCAGUUUCUUACUCCAACAAGGCAUCAUGUCGCUGUCCCAUUUGUACGGCAAAAAUGACGCUGCUGCUGAUGACGAUGUGGAGAUGGAGAAAUUUGAGAUCACCGACUGGGACCUUCAGAAUGAGUUCAAUCCCAACCGGCAGCGCCACUGGCAGACCAAGGAGGAGGCCACCUAUGGCAUGUGGGCUGAGCACGAUUCUGAUGAUGAGAGGCCCAGCUUUGGGGGCAAACGGUACUGGCCCCCCGAGGAAGUGAUCGGGAAUGUUGUGAUUUGUGAGGCUGUUCUUGAAGGUUCUGCACCCCUGUUUCCAAACCCUUGAUUAAUACAUCCCUUGAUUGUAUAUGUUAGCUUCUGAUUUUGCGAUAUUAACUUGACAAGUAGCAUAGAUGUCUCUCAACAGUGAAUUUAAUCAGGAAAAAGCUAUCUCAUGUCUAAAUGCAUAUCUGUAGACUACAGAAACAUCUCUGAAUAAAUGUAUUUUUUCUUAACCCAGGUCUAAAGAUUACUCGGCGCCUGUUAACUUUAUCAGUGCUGGGCUAAAGAAGCCAGCAGCUGAUGAGAUAACAGAUGAAGAUUCUGAUGAGGAUGAGAAGCCUCUGAAGCAGGAAGAAAUCCCCAAAGAGUUUGUGCCAAAGAAGUUAAAGACAGUGAGUUCUUAGUUAAUUGGGCCAUAAAUCACUGCAUUUUAAUUGUGGUUCUGGAGUGUCUUAAAGAACCUCAGGAAGCACUAACCACAACAGGAAGAACCACACAAUCUGGAUUUUGUUGGUGUGGAAUGUGCACAGUCUCAACUAUAAACACCCCAAGUAAAUGUCUGGACUGAGACACACCAAUGCUUUAGUAAUAGAGCUGUCAGUAGAGCCAGGCACUGAAUGAACUAGGACAGGGGUCAGCAAACUUUUUCAGCAGGGGGCUGGUCCACUGUCCCUCAGACCUUGGGGGGGGGCAGAUUUAUUUUUUGGGGGAGAAAUAUGAAUGAAUUCCUAUGCCCCACAAAUAACCCAGAGAUGCAUUUUAAAUAAAAACACACAUUCUACUCAUGUAAAAACACCAGGCAGGCCCCACAAAUAACCCAGAGAUGCAUUUUAAAUAAAAGGACACAUUCUACUCAUGUAAAAACACCAGGCAGGCCCCACAAAUAACCCAGAGAUGCAUUUUAAAUAAAAGGACACAUUCUACUCAUGUAAAAACACGCUGAUUCUUCGACCGUCCGCCGGCCGGAUUUAGAAGGCGAUUGGGCCAGAUCCAGCCCCUGGGCCUUAGUUUGCCUACCCAUGAACUAUGAUAUUUAAUUCAUCUUUUUGUGUGUGUUUUAACAGGGUGGCAAUUUCAAACCGAGCCAGAAGGGCUUCAUAGGAGGAACCAAAUCUUUUAUGGACUUUGGUAGCUGGGAGAGGCAUACAAAAGGAAUUGGGCAGAAACUUCUUCAAAAAAUGGGCUAUGUGCCUGGAAGGGGCCUUGGAAAGAAUGCUCAAGGUAUGGCCCAGCACCCCACUUGAUCUGUUGUACAGGCUUUUAAGAAGACCCCAGGAAAACAAAAACCAAGUUGGUAUCUGCCUUUCUUUCUCCUUCAAGCAGAAUCAGCCUAUCAGUUAAUUUUGAUCUGUAUGUAAAACUGGCACAGAAAUUGUAAACCAGCCUUGGCCAACCUGACCGUCAGCUGUGCUGGCAGAGGCUGAUGGGACUUGUAGUUAACACAUCUGGAAGGCACCAGGUUGGGGAAGGCAUUAAACAGUGGCUACUUGCAAAGAUUCUGGUUAACAUGAAAUGUCCAGAUAGGAAAAUUGCACUUCAUCCAGGAUGAACAGUAGGGGAAGCAGCAGCACUCCUUUCCCAGAGUGCCACAGGGCUAAUUAACUGCCUGGCCCUUUAAGACCAAGAGAUGCAACCCCAUCAGCUCUUUUUGAUGUGGGUGGGGAAAUAUAUGGGGGGCAGGCUUUCUGAAAAUAGAAGAGCCAACCAGGGCUCAAGCGCAGGGAAUAGUAGAGCUGCUGCUGGGCUAUUUUGCCUCCAUUUCCAGGCAGCUCUGAUCGUUCUGUGUUCUUAUAUUCACUUCACUAACACCUGUGAAUUUUCUUAGGUAUCAUCAACCCUAUUGAAGCUAAGCAGAGGAAAGGCAAGGCAGCCAUAGGGGCGUAUGGCUCUGAGCGAACCACACAGUCCUUGCAGGACUUCCCUGUUGUUGACUCAGAUGAAGAGGCAGAGGAGGUAUUCCCGCCCCCCCUUUCCUUCUCCUCAUUUCUCCCCCUCCCCCAACUCUCCUCAUUGCCACAUUUGGGGACCUGUGUGGAAGAAAUGUAGUGAUUUCUUACAAUGGUGUUUACAUCCUAACAAAAACUGCCUUCUGCAUUUGACUGUUGUAUCUGGCUCUGUGCGUGAGAGCAGCUGUGAUCCCUGCACUGCAGAGGGUUGUACUAGAUGAUGCUUUGGGUCCCUUCCAACUCUACAAUUCUGUGAUUCUUUCUUCCCUUGGCAAACGUUUAAACGGGGUACAAAGCAGUUCUUGGAACCUGGGUUGGCAGUUCAUUUCUGUACACAUAACAGCUUAUGUUGGCAGCUGGUAGGACUGAGAGAGUUAAAGCCUUGCUUUUUGCUUUCAGGCAUGUCCUGUAGAAGACCAUAUUGUGGACCAGAGCUAGGGUUGGUUGGUGCCUGUUGGCGCAGACCUUUAAAAGAGUGAACCCCCCUCCCCUCCCCUGGACAUAGUCCACUGGCAAUAUUCCCUGCUCAGCCCCAGACCAAGGAAAGGGUUUGGUGCUCUGCAGUCCCCAGUGGAGUGUUUCCUCCUCCAUCUUGCACUUCUCCCAUCUCUUCUUUCAUCCCAGGAGUUCCAGAAGGAGCUCAGCCAGUGGCGGAAGGACCCAGGUGGGGGCAAGAAGAAGCCAAAGUACACCUACAAGACUGUGGAGGAACUGAAAGCGAAAGGCCGGGCUGGGAAGCAACUGUCGGCACCUCAGAAGGAGCUGGCACAAGUGAAGGUGAGGCUGAUUGUCCAAAGCAAGAUGGGGCAGGUUUCAGAAAAACUUAGAAAGAGCCUGCUGGAUAAGGCCAAGGAGGCCCCAUGUAGUUCAUCAUCUUCUGACAGUGGCCAACCAGCUGCAUGUGGGAAAUCCACAAGCAAGGUCCAAGCAUGAGAGCGCUCGCUCCUGCGGUUUCCAGAAACUGGUCUUUGGGAGCAUUGCUGCCUUCAACAGUGGAGACACAGCAGAGCCGUCCUGGCUAGUAACUACUCAGAGCGCUCUCCUCCUGGCUCAUUCUCUGACCUUUGUCCUCAGCGAGGGGGAGCUUUGACUGGCUUGUAACAGGUCCCUCUGCUGAGGGAAAUACAGAAGAUGAUGACUACAUCCACGAUGAGCCAAGGAAGCUUUUCUCCCAGGUUCAAGAGUUAGCUGUCUUUUUCCUUAAUAUUCCUCCAUGAUUGAGGUUGUAAGCAGAUGACUGGCAUGACCUAUUCUGACCUGUUAGCUCUUGUGCCCUUUCAUGCUGGCAAGUCCAAACCUGCCUCUGUAUGUAAUGCUUGAAAAGCAACAGAGAGCUCUGCUGCAUUCUGGAACAAUUGCCUGGCUUGAUUUAAACUGGAAAGGGAAGUCAAGAGCCCACGUGCUCCCUAGAAGCCCAAAUCCUUGACAUACAGAAGUACAGCUCUUAAAAACGGCCGGUUGGCAUUGGGUGUCUGUGGUUAAUUUCAUUAUUGGCUCAUGAGCCCUAGGGCUAAGUCCUGCCCUGUCCUCUGAAAUAAAUGGUAGUCAGCCCUUGGGUUUCCCAGGAGAAGAGGGCAGGGGUGGACCCAAGGUCACACUGGGGUAAGUGGGAGUGGAGAGACAUGCCCUGACCCUUGUGAACCAUUCCCUUGGAGCUUGCAGACGGUCCCAUCACUGCAAAUGGCAAAAAGUGUUGGGCUGUGUACCAAACUUAGGUUUGCAUCUGGAAUACACAAGCUUUGGAAUUUGAAUUGACUGGACUUUGAAAGGUCGCCUACUACUCCAGCAGCCCAAAUUGGCCCUCUGAAAAGUAUUGUUUUACCCUCUUUGUAUAGAUUCUGCUCACCAGGGCACCAUGAAGCAGUACCUGCUGUUGGUUGAAAGUGGUCUUGUAACUUGUUCGGGGUUUUCUGUUUGUUUGCUUGUUUGGAAGGUGAUUGACAUGACUGGCCGGGAGCAGAAAGUCUAUUACAGCUACAGCCAGAUCAGCCAGAAGCACAACAUCCCUGACGACAACCCCCAGCUGCCUCCACCGCUGGGCAAGGACUCCAAGGCACAGGCCUUCAGUCUGCCUGAACUGGAGCACAACCUGCAGCUCCUCAUUGACCUGACGGAGCAGGAGAUCAUCCAGAAUGACCGGCAGCUGCAGUACGAGAGGGACAUGGUGGUCAACCUGACCCAUGAGAUCGACAAGAUGGCGGAGGUCCUGGAGCGGGAGGAGGCAGACACGCGCAACCUCAGCGAGGUCCUGGAGCUGGUGGAGGAGUGUGAGAGGCGGAUGCAGCCCAACUGCAAGGACCCCCUGACACUGCCUGAGUGCGCCAGGAUCUUUGAGACCCUCCAGGACAAAUACUAUGAAGAGUACCGGAUGUCUGACCGCGUGGACCUGGCUGUGGCCAUUGUCUUCCCUCUCGUCAAGGACUACUUCAAAAACUGGGACCCUCUGAAGGUGGGUGGGUUCAGAGACCAGGAGCAGCAAAAGGGCCAUGCCAAUUGGGGGGCCAAACACCCACAUUUGCUGGCCAAGCUCAGCUUCCCAAACCCCAAUUGUCCUUCUGCCUAUAAAGGGUUUCUUAAUUACUUUUUUUCUCGCUCUCCCUCCAAUGAGUUUAGCAGGGGAGUGCAAACAUUUUAUUCUUUUUAUCCUCACAACCAGCGGCGGAGGAAGGGGUGUGUGGUGAGUGCGGGCCACCCCGGGUGUCAUCACUGAGGUGGGGGGGGACACACACAAAAUGACAAAAAUACGAGUUUUUAUAUAUAUAUAUAUAAAAUAAAUAAAUUAAAAUAGGGCUCACUAAAGCUUUUACUUCAGUCAACAAAUGUAAAGAAAUGCGGCUGACACUGGGUGCCACACUGCAGGGGCCGGCAUUACUACGGGGCCUGCAGCGUGCCUGAGCCACGUGUAUUUCCUGGGAGUGAGGUAGUGGCUUGAGCGCCUGUAGGCUUGGCGCUGCCUGAAAUGGCAGCGUGAGGCUUGCGUCUGCCCACUGCCUCUCCCUCAGCCUCCCUACAGCUGAAGGGGAGGCUGCGGAGAGGCUCCACACAACAUGGGUGGCUCACCCCGCCCCCAGCUGCAGGAUGCACGCUCCGCACCGGGCACCUAUGCCGCUGCUCCUCACAACAACCCUGUGAGGUAGGCCAGGCUGAGAGAGAGUGACUGGCGCAUGGUCACCCUGUGAACUUUGUAGGUGCAUCUCCCUAGCCAAGAGUCCUACACUCUGGCCAUCGCACCCCAAAAGCGUCCAGGGUGAGGAACACCUUACCAAAUAGAAAGCCUUCCAAAUAAACCCAAUACGCCAUGCCAGCCUUGGGGAAAGAGCUGUCCCCUUUCUCCAAAUAGGAGCUCCCUUUUUUUCGUUUGACUCUCAAUUGCCUUGUACACCUAACACACUGCCUCUCCUCUCCUCUCCAGGAUCACAUGUAUGGCACUGAUAUCCUAGCCAAGUGGAAGAGCUUGCUGGAAAACGACCAGUUGCUGUCGCACGGUGGGCAGGACCUUGCCUCGGAUGCUUUUCACAGGUGAACAUAGCGUCUGUGCAGGUUUGGCAGGGAAGUUUCUCUCCAAGGGAGGAGCAGCCCUGUGCUGGUCAAACAGGCCUGGCUAAUCCAAUUCCUUCCUUAAUGCUGCGGGGAGGAUUUUCUUAAUAAUAAUUAUAUAUUGCACUUAUUAGUUGCUUUUUUAUAGAUACAAAAGUAACUGAAAGUGCUUUACAAAAAAAGGGAGCACAUAAAUUUAAGCCAACACGCAUUCAUAAUUAUAAAAAGGCAUUGAAGCAGGCCACAUAUAUCAAAACCCUCCAAAUCAAAGGCUGAAGGCCUGAUGGAAAAAAAGUGUUUUUGCCUGGCACUUAAAAAUACUGUAGAUAUAGGCAACUCCCACUAUGUUGUCCAGUGCCAAACCUGGAAGUGACCCAAAAAUGUCAUAAAAGAUGUCACUAACAGGGCAGGGUGGAGGGCUGCGGUGGCGGAACAGGGUGCUUCAAUUACAGUUUCAUACAAGCACACAAUGACCCGGAACACAACCCCCAUGCAACUGGGGAGACAAUUCCAUAAAUGGGGAGCUACCACUGAGAAUGGUACCCUUCAUGCUUCCCUCAGAGGGAACACAUGGAGAAGGGCCUCGGAUGACUAACCCAGGCUCCAGGUUGGUUCAUGCGGGGGGGGGGGGCGAGGUGGUGCUUGAGUUAUUGGGGUCCUGAGCCACGAAAGGUUUCAUAGGUCAAAGCCAGCACCUUGAAUUGAGCCCAGAAGUGAAUUGCAAGCCAGUUGUGCCAGAAGUGGUAUUAUAUGGUUCAGACUACCCCUGCAUUGGGUCAAUAAAAUUUUAUUUUUCAAAUUUUAUAAGCAUCAGUUUAAAAGAAAAGCAAAACAAUAAACUUAUCCCCUUGGACUUCCCUCCCCCCCUUUUGUGGACCCUUAUAUUAUAGUUUCUCCCCCUGCAUCUCCUUAAUAAUUCCAAUUUUUACUAAAUCUUUACUGUGCUGGUCAAUAAGCUGGCUGUUGACUUCUGCACCAGCUGCAGUUUCCAAAUUGUCUUCAAAGGCAGCUCCACACAUCAUGCAUUGCAGCAAUCUAACCAGAAGGUGACCAUAGCAUAGGCAACAACCUGCUUCAUCCCUGACGUCAGCCUUGCAGGCUGGGUCUGAUGGGAGCCGGGAGUCCAGCAAAAGCUUUGGAGCAGCCCAUGCACCUCCUUUCUCUGGUUAUAUUGUAGUAACACGUAGGCUUGAAAUGCAAAAGCUGAUGACAUGGAAAAGCAUUUUGCUGCCUAUAUACCCUUGAGUCCAUCAAACUUGCUCAGGCAUGUGUACCUCACGAGAGAGAGAUUUCAGACUUGCCCUAAGCCCAAGAGAGAAGCUGGGAAAGGAGGUUUUGAAGACACAGUAGCUGCAUUUGCAUUGUCCAUCAGAAGGAAAUCUCUUAAAGCACCCCUAGUUCCUACUGAAGAAGCAAAGUGUGGUUUGGAUCUGCCCCUGGCCCCGCUCAAUUGAGAUUUUUAAUCCUUCAGGUUGAUGUGGGAGACUUGGAUGCCGUACGUGCGGAACGUGGUAGCACAGUGGCAGCCCCGGAACUGCAUCCCGAUGGUGGACUUCCUUGACAGCUGGGGGCACAUCAUUCCUGUUUGGAUACUAGACAACAUUCUGGACCAGCUGAUCUGCCCCAAGUUGCAGAAAGAGGUAGAGGAGGGGCUCUUGGGGCUCCUCUCAGGCCCACUGGGCGUUGAAGUUUCAGCAGGGCUCGUUGCGCGGGGCAGGAGGCUUAACCAGAAAGCCCUUGUUGCGAAGGCAGCGUGGUGUAGAGGUUAGAGCAGGAGUCAGCAACCUUUUUCUUUUUUUUUAAAGAUAUUUAUUAAAGUUUCAAGAAAUACAAAAAAAAAAAAAUACAGAGUACAAAAAAAAAAGAAUAACUUUUUAAAAUAUAACAAAAAAAUAAAGAAUAAAAAGGAAACAUACAAAAUAAAACAGUUAAAAAGACAUUGAUUUUCCAAACCUAUCUUCCCUACACUUAUUUCCCGGACCUCCUCAUACCUCCCUUUUUGUAUUCCAGUUCAGUUUGUUAGUUCAGCAAAUCCUUACCAUUAAACUUUUACCCAAUUGUUAGCCUUUUUCAUAUCUCUUAAAGCAUUACAGCUAAAAACCUCUUAGUUUCUAUCCAACAUCCUUCUAAGAUUCCUUAAUUUUGCAAUAUUUCUGUAAAUAGUCUUUAAAUUUCUUCCAGUCUUCUUUCACCGACUCUUCUCCCUGGUCUCGGAUUCUGCCAGUCAUUUCCGCCAAUUCCAUGUAUUCAAUCACCUUCAUCUGCCAUUCUUCCAAAGUGGGUAGAUCUUGUGUCUUCCAAUACUUUGCAAUGAGUAUUCUUGCUGCUGUUGUUGCAUACAUAAAAAAGGUUCUGUCCUUCUUUGGCAACCUUUUUCAGCCAUGGGCUGUCCCUCAGACCAUGUGGUGGGCCGGACUAUAUUUUGGGGAAAAAAAUAUGAACGAAUUCCUAUGCCCCACAAAUAACCCAGAGAUGCAUUUUAAAUAAAAGGACACACUCUACUCAUGUAAAAACAUGCUGAUUCCCAGACCGUCCGGGGGCCGGAUUGAGAAGGCGAUUGGGCCGCAUCUGGCCCCCGGGGCUUAGGUUGCCUACCCUUGGGUUAGAGGAACAGACUAGAGCCUGCGAGACCCGGGUUCCAAUCCCUAUAUGGCUGCAAAGCUCACUGGGUGACCUUGUACCAGUCACUGCCUCUCAGUCUGCCUACCUCACAGGAUUGGUGUGAGGGAUUAAAUGAGGGAGGAAAGAACUACAUAUGCCACCUUGAGCUCCUUGGAGAAAAAGGUGGGAUAGAAAAGCAGUAAGUUAAUGCCUCUGGGUGUCCCAUAAGGCUUACUGCUGCUCUUGCUUCAAGGUGGAAAGCUGGAAUCCCCUGACGGACACGGUCCCCAUCCACUCGUGGAUCCACCCCUGGCUGCCCUUAAUGCACACCCGGCUCGAACCACUCUACUCGCCCAUCCGCAACAAGCUGUCCAACGCCCUCCAGAAAUGGCACCCCAGCGACUCCUCGGCCAAGCUGAUCCUGCAGCCCUGGAAGGAGGUCUUCACCCCGGGGUCCUGGGAGGCCUUCAUGAUCAAGAACAUUGUGCCCAAGCUGGGUGAGUCAGUCCCCCCAGGGCUGCCUUUGCAGCAGACCAGGAGGCGGGCGACGGGUUGGAGGCCUUGCGGGAAGCAGCCUUCUUCUAAAACAGACCACAGGUCCAUUUAGCUCCGCAUUGCCUACACACACAGUGACUGGCUCUCCGGGAUUUCUGGCAAGGCACGUUCCCUGUCCUGCAUGGAGACAGUGACACGGGUUGAACCUGGACCUUCUUGCAUGCAGAAUGGGUGCCCUGCCUCUCAAGAAACCCUUCUGGGGUUAAGGAAGCAGGACUUUCCCACAGAAGCACAUGCAAGAGGAGCAGAGACCAAAGCGUGGGCAUGCAGAAUUUGCACGUGCCUUAAACUCACUUUAAUUCUUGCUGAUCCAAUGAUUUGGGUUUGUUAGUUUGCUAGGUAGGUAGGGUGUCGGUUUGAGGCAGGGUGGAUAGUGGGGUCAGGCAGGUAGCAGCCUCCGGAGCUGAUUUUGGCUCUGGAACACUUUUCCUAUUGGCUUGCUGUCUUGCUGAGUUACAAAUUAAAAAAAUUCCUUCCAGUAGCACCUUAGAGACCAACUAAGUUUGUUAUUGGUAUGAGCUUUCGUGUGCAUGCACACUUCUUCAGAUACACUGAAACAGAAGUCACCAGACCCUUAUAUAUAGUGAGAGGGUGGGGAGGGUUCACCCAUUCCCACCACCCUUCUGAGUAAUACCCCUCCCCACCCUCUCACUAUAUAUAAGGGUCUGGUGACUUCUGUUUCAGUGUAUCUGAAGAAGCGUGCAUGCACACGAAAGCUCAUACCAAUAACAAACUUAGUUGGUCUCUAAGGUGCUACUGGAAGGAAUUUUUAAAAUUUGUUUCUAUUGCUGAGUUACGUGAAACUGAUAUGGGGUAGGAAGUACAGGGUUGAUGCUUUGCAGCUGUCAGCUAUACUCCAUCCCAUUCUCCCUAUUUGGGCUGCUCUUGGGGGCAGAAAACGUUUGGGGUUGGAGUCAGCGCAAUGUUUUCUCCAGUGUAGUAAUCUAGGGCAGCCACCUCCAAUCUGGCACUUCCCAUUGUCCUCAGUCACUACGAUUGUACAUUAGUGGGGCAGAUUGAAAGUGCUUGGCUGGUGAAGGCUGGUCCAGCUGAUGAUCCAUGGCAGAGCUCAGGGGGAAGUGUAUCCAAGUGAGGAAGGAACAGGGAGUUCAGCAGUUGCUCUCUUACAGCUUGAAAGAGCUUUUGGGAUCCUCACUAGAGAAAGUUGUUUCUGAAGUGAAGGACCUGAGGCAGGAGUUGAUAAUGCAGGUGAGGUGCGCGCAGGUGAGCUGCAUGCAAGCUGCCGGCCACCUCUGUGGAGGCUCCUUUAUUGACACAAAUAUGCAAACCCAGGCAGAUACAUUUUGGGCUGUGACCUUUAUACUUCUUCCAGUCCCAAGCUCGUGGUGUGGUACAAAGUUAUUUUGGCACCUGUUUCCACCGCGUCAUUUUCCCCUUGCACAGUGUAUGACAAAGGAGACAAAGGUCACAGACAGGACACCGCAGACUACUGAGAUCACAAAAGGUUAGACAGAGGGCAUGAUGUUCAGACAGCUGUGGCUUUGUCUGUGAGGGGGAGUGUGCUCCGCACCCCAAGGUCACGCGUGCAGGCAGGCUGAGGCUGCGGGUGGGGAGUGUGCUCCGGACCCAGCGAUCAUCCCUACAAAGUUUAUCUUGGUUGCAGCUUUGCUGGUUUCCCUGAGGGGAGAACAUCAACAAUUUGGGGGGGGGGGUGCACGUGCAAAGAAGUCCCUCUGCUCUCUAGGCUGAGCUGGUUUAAGCUUGCUGUCGUCUCCACAUUCCUCCACAGGCUUGUGUCUGAACGAGCUGAUGAUCAACCCCCACCAGCAGCACAUGGACUCCUUCUUCUGGGUGAUGGACUGGGAAGGGAUGAUCUCUGUCUCUAGCCUUGUGGGGAUCCUGGAGAAGCACUUCUUCCCCAAGUGGUUGCAGGUGUGUGACUCCAGCAGUGUCCGGCUGGGUUCAGCCACACUUUUCCUUAGGGACAUCUGAGGUUGCCACAAACAGCAGUGUUGGGUUUUGUGAACUCACAUUCAGUUCAGCUUUUGCUUAAGGGUGGCUCCAGGGAAGAGGCAGUAAGGAAUCCCCACCCUGCCCCCGGUACCCCUGCUGAAAUGGACUGGAGCCCUGCAGCUUGGCAGGCUCACCUGAUUUAUCUGUUUGCCACAAAACUUUUAUUACGGCUGUUUUUAGAACAACAACAACAAAAGUGCAAAGUCCUCUCUCAAAGGCAGAUCUUCACCCAUGUCUCAUACAGAAGGGGGUGCCCCCUCAGCUCUCACCUGGGAGCUUCCCUUUCCUCUCCCAGCCUCCCACCCUGGGAGCUCUUCCUUUCCUUGCCUCUCACACAGGGUCUUUCACCAGCCAGCCAUCACCUUCGUGUACACACAGUCCAGAGUAGAGGACCAGAGAGAUGUGAUAACCAAGAUUUACAACUCAGUUAUCAUUAAUCACCACAUAAUUAUCUCUUUCGAGGGACAGUUGAGAAGAAACGUCUUGUGUGCCAUCUUUCCUCCCUUUCCCUUCCUGCUCAUCUGAUCUCUCUGGACCUGAUUGGUUUUCUGGCUUCUCUGCUAGCAGGGGUGGAUUGGUGUUGCUGGAACUUGUUUUUUUCCUUUUGACCAGUGCCCCCCUUUACAGUUCCAUGUGAGCUGCCAGACUUCAGAAGGGGCUUUGCUGGCCCUCUCCUUUGGAAGUUGGGUGGCUUCUGGUUUUCCCUUGAAAUACUUGUCCCUGGAUCAGAAAUGCAUCAGACGCUGCUUCCUCGUGAGCCUGUCCCGUCCGCAGCCCAAGUAAAGCCUUGAGUCCCUGAUCUGUGAGCUCUGCCUUGGGGGGUGGGGUGGGUUGCUUGUGGUCUCUCUGCUGCUGACCCUCCUCCUCCUGCAGGUGUUGUGCUCCUGGCUCAGCAACAACCCCAAUUACGAAGAGAUCACCAAGUGGUACCUGGGCUGGAAGUCGAUGUUCUCCGACCAGGUGCUGGCCCAUCCCUCCAUCAAGGAAAAAUUCAACGAGGCUCUGGACAUCAUGAACAGAGCCGUCUCUUCCAGUGUCGGUGCGUGAGUGAUGGUUGCCAGCACACAUGUUGCAUUGGCUGGGCAGUGAAGUAAUUCAAGGAUCAUCAUUGGAAACAGUCGCUCAAAACAAUAGUGUCCCUUUUCAUAGAGGAGGAAAAUGGAAGAGACUGAGGCUGCAGAGCCCUGUAGAAGGGCCACGAUUUUCACCAGCCUCAAGCGGCCAUUGGGGAGGGUGGUAGUCCACAUUUGGAGAUCACCAUUUGGGCUACCCUUGCUUUGCACACUUACUCAUGAGUAAAUCCCACUGAAUCCAAGGGGUCGUCCUUCUGAAGACACACACAUAGAAUUGCACUAUGAGCUCCCAUGUUUCUUAUAGUCCUUUCCAGCUCUUCAGAGCAGUUGGUUCUCCUCUUCUUGUUUGCCCCAAUUUCAGAAGGUUUGCUAUUCCUUACCUCGUCAAAAUCAGCACAGUGGGAGAAGAAACAGGGACUGCACUGACAGCGUAUAGUUUAUUAAACUAUGGAACUUGGUCCCCCAGGAGGCCCCCAACUUGGAUGGCUUUCAAAGAGGAUUAGGCAGGUUCAUGGAGGAGGAAAGGGCUAUCAAAGGCUACCAGCCAGGAUGUCUGUGCUCAGUUUCCCCUGUCAGAGUCAGUGAUGCUUCUGAAUACCAGUUGCUAGAAGCCACAGGAGGGAGAGGGCUCUUGUGCACGGGUUCUGCUUGCGGGUUUCCCGCUGGGGCAUCUGGUUGGCCACCGAGAACACAGGAUGCUGGACCAGAUGGGCCCACUUGGGCCUGAUCCAGCUGAGGGCUCCUCUUCUGCUUUUUGUCCCCUCGCUCCACCUUUCCAGCUCAUUGGGUAGCCUUGCAGGCUGUGUGACCCCCUGUGUCCUCUUCCCUUGGGCUCUGGCUGUGUGCUAGGAGGGCCUGUGCAGAGCACAGGCUGCAAAAAUUUGCCAGCUGCCAUCUCAUCUCUCUCCCUUUGCUCCUCUUCCAGGUGGCUACAUGCAGCCUGGGGCCCGCGAGAACAUUGCCUACCUCACACACACAGAGCGCCGGAAGGACUUCCAGUAUGAGGCGAUGCAGGAGCGCCGGGAGGCUGAGAACAUGGCGCAGCGCGGGAUCGGCAUGGCCGCAGGCUCUGUGCCCAUGAAUUUCAAGGACCUCAUCCAGACCAAGGCGGAGGAGCACAACAUCGUCUUCAUGCCAGUCAUUGGAAAACGGCAUGAAGGGAAGCAGCUCUACACUUUUGGCCGCAUCGUCAUCUACAUUGACCGGGGUGUGGUCUUUGUGCAGGGGGAGAAGACCUGGGUCCCCACCUCCCUGCAGAGCCUCAUUGACAUGGCAAAGUGAGGACAAGGUGCUGGGACUCAGGGGGCACAGCACUGCCAUGCAGGCUGCCUUGCCUCAUUCACUGGGGACCGGGAGGUGCAGGAAGGCAGUCCCUGAGCGGGAGCUGCCCCAGUGCGUGUGGGUCGAGGGCUAUGCUGAAACUCUCCUGCCAGGCUGCAGAAAGGCCAGUGCAAACCAAGCGCAUCUAAUGUUGCGAGGUGUCUAGCCCCCUGUAUCUAGGGCGGGGGGCCAAGUACCAUAACCACUAAAUCUGAUUGGAAGCACCUCCACCCUUUGCUCAGCCUUAGUCCACCUGAGCUUCCAAUCAGUGCAUCUAGAAAAUGCUGACGCCCUGAAUAAAAAUGUCAACUUUUUUUUUUUUUAAAGCUCUGUUUUGAGAUGCAGCAGCUAGAGUGAGACAGUAGUUCCAAGUGUGAGAUCACAGCACUGUUGGUGCAGUUUGACCUGGCAGGAGUAAGGGCUUGCUCGCAAUGUUGAACAGGGGAGGAGGUAACUGACAAUAAGAAAUGACCACAAAAGUUCAAUGUGUGUUGCUUUUAAUUAAAAACAUUAUUAG